GAAUAAUUGGCUUGGAUGCCUGGUGUGCUUCCAGCAGACAGCGAUGGUGAGCCUGGGUGAGCCAUGCAGGCCGUUGGGCUCCACCAAUGCAUGCCCAGUCAUACUAAGGAAUGAGCCUCAUAUUUACUUUCAACAUCACCCCUUGACCAACUCUCUUGAAGGUAAACAAUCUCGCCCGAAACAUGUGAAGGGAACAAUUUCAUGUCAGUCUAACCCAUGGUUUUGCUUGUCUUUGACUCUCAUGCUGUAUUCUACCAAGUGUUUGUCCGUUUGCUUGCUCUUGUGCCCAGUUUUGUCUCCUUUUCCACCCACAUUCACUGCGCUCCUUGCUUCCUUCCUUCCCGAGAACUCUCUCCCUGGCACAACCGACUUUGAGGAACGACUAAGCGAUUAGUCGUCGUCUGCCACCCACCUACCCCUCGUCCACGACGACAUCAUCAAGCACCAGGCUUGCUUAGUCUUGAGCACCCACCCCCGUCAUCGACGACAUCAUUGCCCUCGCCGCUUAGUCGCCGUCCCUACGAAAUCCAGGCUGCGAGUAUUUGCAGCGCAGACCCACGACUGAGUUUGAGGACUGGACCACGUCGGAGAGCGACAUUUCCUCGGUGAACGAGGGGAAGACCAAGGAUCCCGUGGACAGGUACAUGAUGUCCACCAACAACAUGUUUCCUGCCGAGGAGCGCGAGGCCGACGAGGCCUUCAUUGAGCAGUUGGUGGCCGCCACUGGCGAGCCCGAUUUGUUCAAGGGCAUCGACCCUUCUUUCUGGCGGAGUGUGGAUGAGGAGACGAUCGAGCAGAUGACUUAUGACUACGAUCAGUACGAUUCUGAUGACUCGACUGGUGGCAUGAUCUUCAAUAUUAGGAAUCUUGAGGUCAAGGACUCCACCUCACCGCACCGGCUCAACCUGGAGAUUGCCUCGCAACUGAUCAAAAAGGACAAGACCAGCAAGGCGAGAGCCAUUCUUGAGGACAUGCCCGAAUUUAAGCUCAACCCCGAGAAACUUGAGAAGGAAGGCCUGAUGUGGAAGGAGACGGGUCUCGAGAGAGGCGAUCUCUCUCCGGAGGGCACCGAGUUUGUUUCGUGGAAGAUGGUCCGCGGUUAUCCCGAGAUGUUUGCCAAGGAAAUGUUUACCAUCGAAGGACUUCACAAGAACCGGGUCUGGGAUAUUUAUUACCUUCACCAGCCCAAGACGAUCCAUCCCAAGCCUGGCCUGUUUGUGCCCACCUACCAGUUCCAGCAUAUGUUGGACACGAUCAAUGCUCGGUUGGAAAUCAACCUUACCAUCCCCCCCGGCAAGAACGAAGCCAAGUUCAGACUGGUUUUUGGUGAUGGCAACACGCCUCGACCUCGUUUUCUUGGCCGCACCCACAGUGCCGAUCAAUUCAAGGACCUCUGUGGUCUUGUUCCCCGCCCGAAGCCCGAGGACGAUAUCCAGCAAGGAACCGAGGAGGGGCAGGCGAAGCUCAUCUCUGUCUUGAAGAUGAUUUCCAAUUCCCACAAGAAGACUGAAAAGGCCAAGAAGAACGCGUACAAGCGCUUUGAAGCCCACCUUGCUUGGGGUCACGAAUUGAAGCGCACACAGUGCUACCUUGGUCUCCGCGAGCACAAGACAGCUGAAGCCACUGCCCAGCCCUCCGCGGUGAGGUUUGUGUGUAUCGAUGUUGAAGCCUGGGAGAAAAAUCCGAACAUCAUCACCGAGGUUGGCGUCGCCAUUCUGGACACACCCAAUCUCAAGGACAUGGCCCCAGGUGAAAACGGCCAGAGUUGGUUCGAGGCCAUUGAAGCUCGCCACUUCUGGGUAGCGGAGUACACUUGGGCUCAGAACAAAAAAUACGUCAAGGGUUGCCCUGAGAACUUUGACUUUGGUGAAACCGAGGUUGUUCAGGGUAAACAUGUGCCCGAGACCAUGGAAACCAUCAUUGACAACAGCCCUUACCCGGUUGUGCUGGUCUUCCACGAAUCUGGUUCUGAUAUCAAGUUUCUCGAGGCGAUCAAGUACAACAUCUACAAGGCCCAGAACGUUCUCGAGAUUAUCGACACCAAGCAUAUGUACCAGUAUGCCGUCCGCAGCAACAAGCAGCCCAGCGUGAGCACUGUCUGCGAGUUCUUGGGGAUCCAGACGAAGAACCUGCACAAUGCUGGCAAUGACGCCGUUUACACCUUGCAGGCCAUGAUCGGUUUGGCGGCCAAGCAGCGUGAGGAGAGUUUGAGAAGAGCUCGCAGAGAGGGCGUCCAGGUGCCUCGGAUUGCUCAGCAUCAUGUUCCUUUUGCCGAGCUGGUUGAGAAGGAGGGUUGGACGAGUGGUGGUGAGGAUUCUGACGGUGGUCGCCCGGUUAGACCUGCGCAGUUUGAGAUGAAUUUUUCGACUUAUGCGCCGGUGCAGAGCGGGUGGGUUGAUGAUUGGCAGAGGGGGAAAGAGACAUUGCAUGCUUAGAUAGGGAGUAUACCCGUUUUCAGCUCUCGGAGGGAGAAGCGCAAUGCGAAACAGCCAGCCAGUUGCAUACUUGAUUGAGAAA
This is a messenger RNA of Podospora bellae-mahoneyi, 2517 nucleotides long. RefSeq lists its product as uncharacterized. The record is from RefSeq and is a predicted model, not a curated record. Bases 645 to 2435 code for a protein of 596 amino acids. Gene Ontology annotation, cellular component: nucleus. NCBI's taxonomy places the organism in Eukaryota, Fungi, Ascomycota, Sordariomycetes, Sordariales, Podosporaceae. The transcript has 6 exons. Gene Ontology annotation, molecular function: nucleic acid binding.